This is a messenger RNA of Piliocolobus tephrosceles (Ugandan red Colobus), 2071 nucleotides long. It is a transcript of the gene ELMOD2, whose product is annotated as ELMO domain containing 2. The record is from RefSeq and is a predicted model, not a curated record. Gene Ontology annotation, cellular component: membrane. The transcript is spliced from 9 exons. Gene Ontology annotation, molecular function: GTPase activator activity. Lineage: Eukaryota; Metazoa; Chordata; Mammalia; Primates; Cercopithecidae. The coding region runs from base 123 to 1004 and encodes 293 amino acids.
ACUUCCGGGUCGCGGUGCUAACAGGGAGAGUUCCGUCGUUUCCGUUGCCGGCUGUUUGCAGUGGGGAAACCGAGGCAGCUCCUGCUCCCCCUAGUUCUUCCGCUCCUGUGAGGAAAAAAAAAAUGUUUAUUUCUUUGUGGGAGUUCUUCUAUGGGCACUUUUUUCGAUUUUGGAUGAAAUGGCUAUUACGACAGAUGACUGGGAAGUGUGAAUUGCAGCGAAUAUUUGAUACCUAUGUAGGUGCACAGAGGACACACAGGAUAGAAAAUUCCUUGACAUACUCCAAGAAUAAGGUUUUACAGAAGGCGACACGUGUUGUUCAGAGUGAAGUGGACAAAUGUGUGGAUGAUAUUAUGAAGGAAAAGAAUAUUAACCCUGAGAAGGAUGCCAGUUUUAAAAUCUGCAUGAAGAUGUGCUUACUUCAGAUAACUGGUUAUAAACAGCUCUAUUUGGAUGUAGAAAGUGUGAGGAAAAGGCCAUAUGAUUCUGAUAACCUACAACAUGAAGAGCUACUCAUGAAGCUUUGGAAUCUUCUAAUGCCCACGAAGAAGUUAAAUGCUAGAAUCUCCAAGCAGUGGGCUGAAAUUGGUUUCCAGGGUGAUGAUCCCAAGACAGACUUCCGAGGCAUGGGCAUACUUGGAUUAAUCAAUCUUGUGUAUUUCAGUGAAAAUUACACUAGUGAAGCUCAUCAGAUUCUUUCCCGUUCAAAUCAUCCAAAACUAGGGUAUUCUUAUGCAAUAGUUGGAAUCAAUCUUACGGAGAUGGCUUAUAGCUUACUGAAGAGUGAAGCUUUGAAGUUUCAUCUCUAUAACUUUGUUCCUGGUAUACCAACAAUGGAACACUUUCAUCAGUUUUAUUGUUAUCUUGUCUAUGAAUUUGACAAGUUUUGGUUUGAAGAAGAACCAGAAAGCAUUAUGUAUUUCAACUUGUAUAGAGAGAAGUUUCAUGAAAAGAUUAAAGGACUUUUACUGGAUUGUAAUGUAGCACUUACUUUAAAAGUAUAAAUCAUCCACUGUAUCUUCUAUUUCUACCACAUUUUGCACAUUCAACAGAAUUUUUAUGUUGUAAUGGAAUUAUCUGAUCAAUUACACUCUUAUAUAUAAUUUCCUACAAAAAUAUUUCAGAAAUUCUAUUUAAGAAAGCUAGUGGACAAUCAGUGUAUGUUUACAAUUGUUUAUACACUGUUCUCCAAAGGUACCUUAUCCUUCCAAAGAUCCCCUCUGUAGAGUCAUGCGAACUACAGUUUGGAACUUGGGACUUAGCCCGUUGGUGUAAAAGUAUAAAUCAGGUAUUUGUAUUAAAUUGUUGGUUAAAAUGUGUAAAAUCAAUUUUCAUUUUUAUGUGUUGUGGGAUCAAGUUAGUAUCUUUUUUCAAAGCUCUUUUAAGAUUUUUUUUGGUUUUUAGUUUGGGAAUGGCUGUUUUUAAUUUUCUUUGAUUUUUAUUUCUAGGGUAAUUAACAGGAAGAGUGUUUCUUUAUGAUUUUCUUUGUUUGCAUCUUAAUUACAUGUCAUAAUGUUGCUUCAUUAGUAGCAAACAGAGCAGAUACGGCAGAGAGAAUAAAGAAUUAUGGCCUCCUUUUGGGUUUCUGUGAUUAUUGAGCAUAACUGAUGAGAGAAUGACAGUAUUGGUGACUAGCUUUUUUGUUUUUAAAUAACACACUUUAAAAUGCCACAGUGUUAUUUGAAAGCUUAAAGGCAUUUUCUCAUCUUCAGUAUUUGCUUUUUAUCAGUUGUAGAAAAGAACCUUAAUGUUUUCUUCUCUAGCUAUGUAUGUUUAUGAAACUGCUUUACUUGUGUAUGAAACUUCUCUACCUAUGUAUGUUUAUGAAAAGAGAUGUAUUUGCCAAGAAAAUCUUGAUUAUAUAAAAGACAAAAAGAUUAUAAAAGACAGUUUUUAUUUAAAUAAAACUGUCUUUGAAACUUAAGAAAGUUUAAGUUUUAAAAAAAAUCUCAGUUAAACAUCAUUGGUUUAUUUGACGUACUGUUAACUUGCUUCUCUUUGACUCCAUGGUGUUUUUAGAAAACGAUGUAUGAACUUUAUGUUAACGGUUUGUGGGAUACUAAAAUAGCUU